This is a messenger RNA of Pelobates fuscus (common spadefoot toad), 2169 nucleotides long. RefSeq names its product ectonucleoside triphosphate diphosphohydrolase 7 (gene ENTPD7). The record is from RefSeq and is a predicted model, not a curated record. The coding region runs from base 185 to 2002 and encodes 605 amino acids. Gene Ontology annotation, biological process: UDP catabolic process. NCBI's taxonomy places the organism in Eukaryota, Metazoa, Chordata, Amphibia, Anura, Pelobatidae. Gene Ontology annotation, cellular component: Golgi apparatus. The transcript has 13 exons. Gene Ontology annotation, molecular function: UDP phosphatase activity; GDP phosphatase activity.
CAAAGGGGGGGGUGAUGACGUGUCAGUAGUGGCAAAGCUGAAUUGACUGGCAACUUCCGGGUGCCACUGUCGGAGGAGGAGGCGGCAAUGCUUAACUUCAUGACAUCACCUCCCCGGGGCAAACUGAGAAAAAGGUGACAUGUGGAUCUCAGACCCAAAGAGCAACUGACAGAGAAAGGUGUCUAUGGCCAGAAUUAGUUUUUCCUGCCUGUUUCCUGGCUCAUGGCACUGCAGCCUGCCAUCAGUAACCCAGUUUUCCCGUCAACGUGUGGUUUUACUGAAUAUUUUAAUUGUGGUGUUUAUACUGAUUGUGGUAAUUCUGGCAAAUCCUCAGCUUUGGAGUUCCAGAGGAGUUAAUGUACGCCAGUUUAGGAGGCACUUGGAUGAAAUAGUGGACCUAGAAGCUACAGACACAAAGGACACUCAGUUAAACUAUGGAAUCGUCAUUGAUUGUGGCAGCAGUGGCUCUCGGGUCUUCGUGUACUUCUGGCCCCCACAUAAUGGGAAUCCUCAUGAUCUUCUCGACAUUAAACAAAUGCGAGAUCGCAACAGUAAACCAGUGGUGAAGAAGAUCAAACCCGGUAUUUCUUCAAUGGCUUUAACUCCAGAAAAAGCAAGUGAUUACAUGAACCCACUGUUAAGUUUUGCUGCUUCCUAUAUCCCAAAGGCUAAACACAAAGAAACCCCCCUAUAUAUCCUGUGUACAGCUGGCAUGAGAGUCCUGCCUGAGAGCCAGCAGAAUGCUAUACUCCAAGACCUGGUGAAGAAUGUACCCCAGCAGUUUGACUUCCUUUUCUCAGAGGCACACGCAGAGGUCAUCUCGGGGAAACAGGAAGGUGUUUAUGCAUGGAUCAGUAUUAACUUUGUCCUGGGCCGUUUUGAUCACGUUAUUGAGGAGGAAGACAAUGUUGUUUCUGUGACUGUUGGCACACAGGAAGAGUCCAUCAUUCGCAAGCGCACAGUUGGCAUUAUAGACAUGGGUGGUGGUUCUCUUCAAAUUGCGUAUGAGGUUCCAAAAACAAUGCGUUUCCCUUCUGCAGAAAAUGAAGAAGCUGCAAAAGCAAUGCUGGCAGAAUUCAACUUGGGCUGCGACUUGCAACACACAGAGCAUGUCUAUCGUGUGUAUGUCACCACAUUCAUGGGCUUUGGGGGCAAUUUUGCACGACAGCGUUAUGAAGACACGGUGUUCAAUAGUACUGUAACACAAAACCGACUGCAUAAGCAGCAGCUAGGUUUAAAUCCCAGCACCCCUUAUUUGGAUCCCUGUUUGCCUGUUGGACUCACUGACAAGAUUCACAGACAGGACCUGGACCUUCACAUCGCUGGGAAAGGAGACUGGGACAGCUGCAAGCAACUGGUGGAUCCUCUCUUGUUACAGUCCAAUGAUUCCCAAGCCUACCUGAAUGGACUGUACCAGCCUGCUAUUGAUUUCUUAAACAGUGAAUUCUAUGGCUUUUCCGAAUUGUUUUACAGCACAGAGGACGUAUUGCGUAUUGGGGGCUUGUACAACAGUCGCAAGUUUGCUAAAGCUGCAAAGGAUUAUUGUAGCAUGCCUUGGAAAACAUUAACAGAAAGAUUCAACAACCAUCUGUAUUCUUCUCAUGCCGACAAACAUCGACUAAAAUAUCAAUGCUUUAAGUCUGCAUGGGUGUACAAGGUUGUCCACGAUGGAUUUCAUUUUCCUCUUGAUUAUCCAAAUCUUAAGACCGCUCAGCUGGUGUAUGAAAAAGAAGUCCAGUGGACUCUAGGAGCAAUGCUGUACAAAACAAGAUUUCUUCCUCUCAGGGAUAUUCGCCAGGAGAAUUCGCGGCCUGCACACGUGACCUGGUUUCGGUUUUCCUUUGUCUAUAACCACUACCUGUUUUUUGUCUGUAUUUUGGUGGUGCUGCUCUCUAUCAUACUGUAUAUCUUGAGGCUCCGGCGCAUACAUAGACGCCAAGCCUGGGACUCUGCACUUGACUUGAUGUUGCUGGAGGAAGGAGUGCUUGUUGACCGUAAUUGAACCAACGGUUCCACGAUGUUGAUGAAGCCACGUAUAGGCAAGCUAAAUGCAGGAAUAUGUAGCGCAAUUCAUGGCUGCAGGCACAGCAGAAUUUAUAAUCUAGACUUCUGUAAUGUCUGCACAUAUUACCUCUGGGAAACCACUCUUAAGCCAGCACAGCUAAUAGA